This is a messenger RNA of Sesamum indicum (sesame), 847 nucleotides long. The record is from RefSeq and is a predicted model, not a curated record. Lineage: Eukaryota; Viridiplantae; Streptophyta; Magnoliopsida; Lamiales; Pedaliaceae.
AUUCUCUGUACCAAAAGAAAAGAAAAAAAGUAAAUUAAUUCUCUGCUCUGAAGCAAAAAUGAAAGGGUUAUUUUCUCACAUAUGAAAGUAGAGAGAAUUGAUACAUACUCAUUGACGCGAACGUAUAUGUCUUAAGAAUCCAUUGGCGGAUUUUACUAGAAUAUAAUUUUGGUUCUUUGGCCUUUUACAUAAAGAUUUGAUUUUUCUCGCAUUCUGCAUUGAGUACUGAAGAGGAAUUUGGGUGAGAGUCUGUUGAUUGAGAAGUGGAGCGGCCAAGUCUACUUCACUGAGGCUCUUUGCUUCUCUGAGAUACAAUGAGCGGCCAGUAUGGGGUAGAUCAAGAUCAAGUGAGCGUUGCUGGAUUUGACGUUCCCAGUUCACCAGAUGCAAGUUACAACAACAUCUACCCUGCAAACGAGGACGAGGGGCGAGAACCGCCUGCGCUGCCCCCACACUUGCAGCAUACUUUGUUAAACCAUCCAACCAACUAUGAUCCUUGUGCAUCUGUUCCGUCACCCCAGAACGUGACUCUAAAUCACCUUUACAUCGAGAACAGAGAACCUCCACGAUCAGUAGUGGCACUCGGGGUCACUCAUCGCUUUCGUUCAAAAUUCGUCACUGUUGUGCUUUACAAACCGGUGCCAAGAAGGUGAAACAACAGCAGGUGAUUUGUGUAAUCAUUACUUUGUUUGUUGGCCCAGAAUUACAAAAAUUGCAAUUUAGCCUUAAAAAAGAAAAAGGAUGUCCAUAUGUAGUUACGGUAAAGCUUCUCUGUGCUCUGUAAACUUCAUUAUCAAGGAUAGUUUGACAAGAGAUUUGAAUUGAAUAUCAUAUUUUAUCCAGUUAA